Molecule: messenger RNA, 885 nt
Organism: Fulvia fulva
Lineage: Eukaryota; Fungi; Ascomycota; Dothideomycetes; Mycosphaerellales; Mycosphaerellaceae
Product: Putative fructose-bisphosphate aldolase
Exons: 2
Coding region: 1-885 (294 amino acids)
Biological process (GO): carbohydrate metabolic process
Molecular function (GO): aldehyde-lyase activity; zinc ion binding
Source: RefSeq, a predicted model, not a curated record
AUGGCAGCAGGAGCACCCGACCUGAGUUCCAACAAGACAGUUCGCAUACUGAAAGAUGCAGAGGCACGCGGAUAUGGCGUCCAAGCCUCCAUUGUCUACAACAUCGAACACAUCCUCGGCGUCGUCCGCGCAGCAGAACUCAAGCAGUCUCCCCUGAUCAUCCAACUCUUUCCCUGGGCCAUCACCUUCUCCGACGGACUCCUCGUCCGAACAGCCGCAGAAGCCGCCUCUCGCACAUCUGUACCAAUAGCAGUGCAUCUAGACCACUGCCAGGAUGAGAACUUGCUUCGUAUAGCAGCCGAAACGCUCCCAUUUGACUCGAUAAUGGUUGACAUGUCGCAUCACGAGAAAUGCGAGAACUUGCGCCUCACGAAGCAGUAUGUGGAUCUAUGCCACUCCCGUGGGAUUGCUACAGAGGCAGAGCCUGGACGACUUGAAGGUGGCGAGGACGGCGUAGCUGAUCUCGUAGACAUAGAGGGCGUUCUCACUACUCCAGAAGAAGUUGAUGAGUUUAUCGCUACUGGUGUAGACUUUUUGGCUCCAGCGUUCGGCAAUUUGCAUGGAGAAGAUGGGUACACCAAUGCUCGUCUCGAUUUCGAGAGAUUGGAAGCGAUCAGGAGGAGAGCAGAUGGCAGAGUCAGGAUCGUGUUGCAUGGCACGAACGGGUACCCGCCGGAGCUUCUCCAGCGAUGCAUCCAAGCCGGGGUGAGCAAGAUCAAUGUCAACAAGUUAGUACUGGACGGAUACACGAAGCACUUGCAUGCAAAUGCUGCAAAGAUGCCAUUGACGGAGCUGAUGGAGAAAGGUGUUGCCGAAGUUGCCAGAUUGCAGGGAGAGCAAAUGGAUAUAUGUGGCUCAAGUGGCAAGGCGAGCGGGAUUGCAUGA